Molecule: messenger RNA, 755 nt
Organism: Harmonia axyridis
Lineage: Eukaryota; Metazoa; Arthropoda; Insecta; Coleoptera; Coccinellidae
Product: larval cuticle protein A2B-like
Exons: 2
Coding region: 27-695 (222 amino acids)
Cellular component (GO): extracellular matrix
Source: RefSeq, a predicted model, not a curated record
AACAUCAGUACUGCAACAACAACACGAUGGCUUUCAAAUUUGUCUUGUUCGCUGCUCUAGUAGCCGCCGCCAAUGCCGGUCUUCUACCAACCGCUCCAGUAGCGUACACUGCUGCUGCACCCAUCGCCCUUGCAAAGUCUGUUCAACCAGAACCAUACGACCCUCAUCCACAAUACUCCUAUGGAUAUGACGUUAAAGACGGUUUGACCGGAGAUAGCAAAUCCCAACACGAAACCAGAGACGGAGAUGUUGUCCAAGGCCAAUAUUCCGUUGUUGACCCCGAUGGUACCCUCAGAACCGUAGACUACACUGCUGAUCCAAUCAACGGUUUCAACGCUGUUGUCAGCAAGCAACCCCUCCAUGCUAAAGUUGCUGUUGCCUCUGCUCCAGUAGCUUAUGCCGCACCUGUAGCUAGAGUAGCCACUCUUGCCCAUGCUCCAGUCUCUUACGCCGCCCCUGUAGCCACCCUUGCUCAUGCUCCAGUAUCUUAUGCCGCCCCUCCGUUAGCCACUCUUGCCCAUGCUCCAGUAUCUUACGCCGCACCUGUAGCUACCCUUGCUCAUGGUCCAGUAUCUUACGCUGCCCCUGUAGCUUCCCUUUCUCAUGGUCCAGUAUCUUACGCCGCCCCUGUAGCUACCCUUUCUCAUGGUUCAGUAGCUUAUGCUGCCCCUGCUGUCGCCAGCUACUAUCAUUAAUAAGAUGUUCGAUAAUCGAACUGAAUACUUGUGUAUAUAGCUAUUUAUUUCAAUAAAACA